This is a messenger RNA of Microthlaspi erraticum, 447 nucleotides long. The record is from the annotation of a GenBank genome assembly. NCBI's taxonomy places the organism in Eukaryota, Viridiplantae, Streptophyta, Magnoliopsida, Brassicales, Brassicaceae.
AUGGCAACGAGACGGAUACUGAAAGAACUAAAGGAGUUGCAGAGAGACCCUCCUGUAUCAUGCAGUGCAGGUCCAACAGGAGAAGAUACGUUCCACUGGCAAGCUACAAUAAUGGGUCCAAAUGAAAGUCCAUACUCAGGCGGUGUUUUCCUUGUCAAUAUCCAUUUCCCUCCUGAUUAUCCUUUUAAACCUCCCAAGGUUGUAUUCAGAACCAAAGUGUUCCAUCCAAACAUCAACAGCAAUGGAAACAUCUGUUUGGACAUUCUCAAAGACCAAUGGAGCCCUGCCCUUACCAUCUCUAAGGUGCUUCUCUCUGUGUGCUCUCUUCUUACAGACCCAAACCCUGAUGAUCCUCUGGUUCCAGAGAUAGCUCACAUAUACAAAACUGACAAGGUCAAAUAUGAAGCCAUGGCUCGAAGCUGGACUCAGAAAUAUGCCUUGUUCUGA